AAAAGUUUUACUCCUCGUGUUUUGCUCUCUCCUGUCGAGGUCGUUCUGUGCAAAACCCUGCUAGGGUUUUUGCCUCCACCAUAGAUUUUUGUUGUAGCACACUAGGGCUUCUGGUUUUCUUUACUUUCAGGGCCAAUUGUUUUGAUUUCUCUCUCUCUCACUCUUCAAAUCUUUGUUUGUUGAUUGUUUCGGAUCUCGAUCUGUCUGUUAAGCUGCUAUGGAUACUCGCAAGAGAGCUAGGCCUGUUGCGCGCUUCAACUCCAAUGGCGGUGUGAAGAAAUCCAAGCAAGAAAUGGACUCCUUAUCAAGUGGUAUAGGAAGCAAAUCGAAGCCUUGCAUGAAGUUUUUCAGCACUGCUGGCUGUCCAUUUGGGGAGAACUGCCACUUCCUUCACUAUGUGCCUGGUGGGUAUAAUGCUGUUGCACAGAUGAUGAACCUGGCUCCAGCUCCUGUUUCAAGAAACAUGGCUGCACCUCCUCCCAUCCCAGAUGGUUCUUCCCCAUCUGGUGUGAAAACCCGAAUGUGCAACAAAUAUAAUACUGCCGAAGGCUGCAAGUUUGGUGACAAAUGCCAUUUUGCCCAUGGUGAGUGGGAACUUGGCAAGCCUGUUGCUCCAUCACAGGAUGAUUCUCGUGCCAUGGGAGCUAUUCUAAGCCGUUUUCCAGGCCGGAUAGAGCCACCUGCACCAGCUCCUGUCACUGGCUUUGGUGACUCAGCCACUGCCAAAAUUAGUGUAGAUGCUUCUCUUGCUGGAGCAAUCAUAGGAAAGGGUGGUGUGAACUCCAAGCAGAUCUGUCGCCAAACAGGGGUGAAGCUAUCUAUUCGAGACCAUGAAUCAGAUGCAAAUCUUAGAAACAUUGAACUUGAGGGUACAUUUGAUCAGAUCAAGCAAGCAAGUUCCAUGGUAAGAGAGUUAAUUGUGAGUGUUGGUUCAAUGGGUGGCCAUGCAAAGACCCCUGGAGCCCCAGCCUCAUCCCAUCCAGCAGCAAGCAACUACAAGACGAAGAUGUGUGAAAAUUUUGCAAAGGGCUCCUGCACAUUUGGAGAAAGAUGCCACUUUGCACAUGGAGCUGCCGAGUUGCGCAAAUCAGGAGUAUGAAGAUGUUUUGGUUCUCUGGUUGUUAUGCAUAGUUUCGCUUGUGCUGCGAGCACUACCUUUGAGAUCUAGCUGUGCUAUGAAACCCAUGGGCAAUGUAACUGAGACUGACAUUGUAGCAUUUUCCAGUCACUGGUUUUGUUUCUUAUAUGAGCUAUAUAAUAUUUAACUGUACUAUCUGCUA
This is a messenger RNA of Camellia sinensis, 1280 nucleotides long. Its product is annotated as zinc finger CCCH domain-containing protein 52. Lineage: Eukaryota; Viridiplantae; Streptophyta; Magnoliopsida; Ericales; Theaceae. The record is from RefSeq and is a predicted model, not a curated record. Gene Ontology annotation, molecular function: mRNA binding; metal ion binding.